CGGGCAACAGCAACCAAGCACUUUACAUCUGACUCACAACUGGCUGUGGAAGAAGCCCAUCCUCCCCUUCGAAACAAACAAAGAGCUUUUUUCUCUCCAAGAAGCUGGGAAACAGAGACGAAAAACAUGUCUGCCAUCCUCCCAUCCAUCGAGCUCACACUCGUCCUCGCCGCCACGCGCGACAUGGGCAUUGGUCUCAACGGUGGCCUUCCAUGGACUGGUCUCAAGAAAGAGAUGGCCUACUUUGCUCGCGUAACCAAGAGGUUGCCCAGUCAGCUCGCCGGUACCAAAGCCCUCAACGCCGUCAUAAUGGGCCGCAAAACAUGGGAGUCUAUUCCGCCCAAGUUCCGUCCUCUCAAAGGUCGUCUGAACAUCGUCAUCAGUCGCUCAGUCACUUCAUCUCCCUCUCUUUCCUCUCCGUCUUCGUCUUCUUCUUCUUCUUCUGAAGUAGAAGAGGGACCGGUCAUGGCUUCUUCCCUCGAGCAAGCUAUCGAGUAUCUUCACCAUUGCCAGCAGCAGCAGCAGCAGCAGCAGCAGCAGCAGCAGCAAGAGCAACAACAAAAAGUUGGCAAGGUAUUUGUGAUUGGCGGCGGACAAAUCUACGGCGCGGCGCUGAAGCUACCCAAGGAGGUAAGCAAGCGGAUCUUGUUGACGAGGGUCUUGAGUCCGGAGUUUGAGUGUGAUACGUUUUUUCCUUUGGAGUUGAAGGAGGAAGGGGAGGCAUCAGGAUCUGAGGAAUGGGUGAGGAAGAGCAAAGAGGAGUUGGACCAGUUUGUGGGCGAGGAGGUUCCCGAGGGAUUGCAAGUCGAAAAUGGGACGGAGUAUGAGUUUCAGAUGUGGGAGAGGAGGUAGAACGUCACUGAAUGCAUGAUGACAGUGUUUUUUAUUUCGUGCCUCUUAAUUCCCCAGACUAUGGUAUCUACAUCUUAUGCUUAGCUGCAGCACUUUUAGGUUCACCCUACAUAUGAACAUCCAUCCAUCCAUCC
Molecule: messenger RNA, 986 nt
Organism: Neurospora crassa OR74A
Lineage: Eukaryota; Fungi; Ascomycota; Sordariomycetes; Sordariales; Sordariaceae
Product: dihydrofolate reductase
Exons: 3
Coding region: 127-852 (241 amino acids)
Biological process (GO): glycine biosynthetic process; tetrahydrofolate biosynthetic process; dihydrofolate metabolic process
Cellular component (GO): mitochondrion
Molecular function (GO): NADP binding; dihydrofolate reductase activity
Source: RefSeq, a predicted model, not a curated record